Prorocentrum cordatum is the source of this 4473-nucleotide messenger RNA. The record is from the annotation of a GenBank genome assembly. Lineage: Eukaryota; Dinophyceae; Prorocentrales; Prorocentraceae.
AUGGAGGCGUGCCUGGAGGACCUGGGAUGCAUCUGCGACCACCUCGACGUGCCGCCCCCCUCGAGGCAGGCGCUGCUCCCACGCUUCGCCUCGCGAAGGCUCGCCCUUCGCGGCGGUGCCCGUGAGCUUGGCCCCAGCGACCUCUCGUGGCCGCAGGACGAGGUGGUGAAGGCCGAGCCCCCUGACGCAGCUCGGUGGAUGGCGUCCCUGCCGGCCGCCGCCGCGGCCGGCGUCGGUGUCUGGCGCGCCGCCGUGGCAACGGAUGAGGGCGAGGGCGAGUGCGGCAGGCCGAGGCCCGACGCGCCCGUACCCGGAGGAGGGCGCUGGGGCCGCGGCAGCGGCAAGGGCCACCCAGGCGCGCGCCAGCCCGACGGCAAGGGCAACAGUGCAGCGGCUUGGAGCUCCAAGGGCAAGGGCGAAUGGCUGGACCAGCCUUCAGCGCCGCCGCCCUGGAGCACACUCUACGAACGCCUCGCCGCGACCGGCAAGAAGUACCAAAAUUUGGCCACUCAACUCGUUGGCAAGCCCAGGGAUACUUCAGACGGCGCCUCUCUUCGGUUUUGCAUCAAAGACUUGGUCGAGUGCAAGAGUGGCCUCAUGUCUCUCAUUUUGUGGAUACUUUUCAAUGUUGAUGACUACGAACUGUCGCCAGAAGACAAGGAGACGAUCCAGGUCAUAAAGGCUGGGCUGUGCACCCAGCUGCAGGAGUUGACCAAGGGCCUCUUCAGCGGUUCGGUAGGUGGUGAGGUGGUGCUGUUGUGGCUGGCGUUCGAGAACGGGCUCGCGUAUGCGCGAAAGGAUGGCCACCAAGUGAAGGUUCAUGUCAGCACCCCCUCGCUGUCGCCUCGAGGCGCGGACUUGAGAGCAGGGUGUGGGCCAAGUUGGUCGAACGUGAAGUCCAAGCUGCCGCUGCUUCCCACCUUCCUUGCGUGGGCUCUAGAGGACAUUGGGAUCAUCGGCGGAAAGUUCCCCGGGCGCGCGGCCACCUCACUGGUAGGGCCUACUUUGGCCAUGAAGCUGAGUUCGACAGGGUUAGGUUGGAGCAUGCCCUCGUUUGGCCUGGCCGUGGACCAGCGCAGGAACGAGCUGCCGCUCACGUUGAUCUCGCCUGCGCUGCUGACGCGGCGCCUGAGGGCGCCGACGGCGCCGUGCUACGUCGCCUGUGGUUUUGCCUGGCAGUCGAGGCUGCGCGCGUGGGAGCUCGUGGCUGGCGCAGUGCUGGUGGAGGGUGCCCGACUCGAUGAGGACCUUGGGGGCAACGAUGGCCUUGAGAGCCGACCACAGGCCGCCGAGGCCGCCGGGGCGGCCGAGGCCGAGGUGCGGACGCCGAUCGCUGGCUGCCUCGCGCCGGCGGUGGCGCUGGACACGGAGGUCAGCAUGAAGGCCCUCCCGGCGCUGUGGCGAGACUCGAAUUCUUCGGCCAUGGCAUGGCAGAUCGCAGUCAACAGUAACACGUCUUGGCUCAAGAACUACGGCUUGCAGGGGGAGUUCACGGAAGCGCAUCUCCAGGAGCUACUGGAGCAGAAGUGGCAAAACGUGAAGAGUACAAUAAGCGCGGGCCCAUUCCAGAACAUCAGCGAAUUAAUUUGGGACGCGGCUAUUGGCAAGCUCGGCGACGACGAGGGGGAAGGGUACCGCCGCAGUCGGGGGCCCAAGGAGCGACCAAUCACCAUGGCUGAUAUAGUCGAGGCGAAGCUCGGUAAGAAGUACGUCGGCUGCGCCGUAAUACAGAUCGACGCCCCGCAGACUACGGUUCGGCGGGAGGCCAAGGCAGCGGCGCCGGCGCCCCCGAAAGGCCCGCCGCCGCGUCACCUGUUGCAGGGGCAGAUAGCCAAGGCAGCCAGGCACGCUUCGGACAGGGCCGAGCUGCUGUCGCAGAUCAAGCAGUGGGUGUCCAGCUGCCAGCUGAUCGCACCCCGGGCGGACGCCUUGAAGAAGCUGCCGCACGGAGUUGCGCACAGCAUCGUGGAGCAGGCGAAAUCGUUGGACAGGGACCACCAGGUGGGCGACGGCAUUGACAAAAUCAUCAAGGAGCAGCUGUUGCUCCACCAAACCUGGAAGACCUCCGAGGAACCGCUGGCCGCGAAGGCGAAGGCCCAGACGCUCGCCGCGCAGGGCCCAGCCGUUGCCGGCAGCUCGGGCGCUGCUGGAGGGCCGUCCGCGCCGUCCAGCGGCAGGGCGCGGUCCGACAGCCCCGGGGCGGCCCCGAGAGGCCAGAGCCCGCGAGCCGACGAGCCCGAAGCCCCCGCGGCCCAGCGGCCGCCCGAGCCAAGGGGCGCGCAGCCCGCCCCGAGACCGAGGGAGCCGCUGCCGCCCGGGCCCCUCCGCGAAGGGCCCGGGCGCGAGCCCGCUGUGCCCGAGCGCACGCCCAGGGACCGAGGCCGCAAGCUGAAGCAGGCGCACUCGGUGCUCCAGGAGAAGAUCUCUCUUCGGCACGGCAGGGGCCUCGAGCUGGACGUCAAGUGGAGGAGUGCUGAGUUCUUCAUCCUGGACCUCGGCUUGCCCCACGAGAUGGUGCUGGCGAUGCUGGCCGCCGGCGUGGACCCGCUCGCUCCCGCCUCGCGCGAGGCCAAGGGUCUCGACGGCACCCUCCGAGACAAGGCUGAUGCCGUCAGGCGCAUGGUGAACCAGGCUGACGCAGAGGCGGCGGCGCUGCUGGAGGACAUGCUGCCCGAGGCGAAGCUGCUGACGGACUAUGAGGGCAGGAGGCGCUGCGUGUGCGGGACGCAGCUUUCGUCGGGCGAGGUCAGAUGCACCGUGUGCAACACGCGGACCACCUGCGACUGCGGCGCGUCCUACCAGGACUCGGCCAGGUUCUGCCGCGGCUGCGGCCACGAGCGUGGCGCUGCGCUGUGGGGCAAGCCGCCGCUGUACGUGGGGCGCAGGGUCAUGGUGCGGGACCCCAACCCGGCGUUCGACAACAAGGACGGCAUCAUCGUGAAUUAUGAGUCAGGAAGAUUCGACGUGCAGGUCGGCUCGGUGCUGGUCAAGGGCGUCGAGUACACAAAGAUGAGACUGAUGCCAGGGCAGAAAGAUGUGCCGGUCACCCUGAGACGGAAAGAGAAGGAUGAACCUAACCAAGGCGCAACCCCCGCCUCCACCGGCGUCCAGGCGGCCGCGGGCCCCCAGCAGCCCGCGCCUGCUCAGGGGUACCCUGGCUAUUAUUGGUCGUUCCCCUACUACGGCAUGGAUUACGGCAGCAUGUGGGGGCAGCAGUCGGCGGCCGCACACGCCGCGCAGGCUUACGCCGCCAGCGCCGCCGCGGCGGCCAGGAUGGAGAAGAAGAGGAUGAGGAAGGACAAGAAAAGGGGCGGCAAGCGAAGUCGCUCGGGCAAGAAGCGGAGAGGAAGCGGAGCAGGCAGGCGGCGCAGGUCCUCCGCGAGCUCCUCGGGCAGCACCUCUGGCAGGACCUCGAGCAGCGAGGGCAGCGGGAGCACCUCUGGCUCCAGUGGUCGCACAAGAAUAAGGCUGGUAGAGGCGGGAGCCGAGGGCUCGGCGACGCGGGCGAAGGCUUCGCCAAAGCAGAAGACCUGGGACGAGGACAGGGCCCGGGAGCGCCUGGCGCGGCUCCUGGGCGGCCCCGCGGCGGGCGCGGCGGAGCCGCGGAGGCCUUCCGAGGAGCUCCCGCCGCGCGCGGACGUGCCCGAGGGUGCGGCCGCCGAAGACGAGCGGCUGGCGGAGGCCAAGGCCGCCAAGGCUGCCAAGGCUCGGCGGAGCCCGUCGGUCGUCUUCGGGCCGGAGCCUGGCGCCGCCGCGGGGGAGCGCCUGGCGCGGUCGCAGAGGAGGUCCAGGAGCGCCAGGAGGCGGGGCGGCGCCUCUGGGCCCGCCGCCGAGGCGGCCGGGCCGGCAGCGGAGGCGCCGGCCGAGGGGAGGGCCGACUGGAACUCUGUGCCCAAGUUCGUGCCCAUGCCGAAAAAAGCGCUCGCGAAGGCCGCGGCGGAGGCGGCCGUCGCCGCGGCCGGCGGCGGCGGAGCGGCUCCGCCCUCGCCCCCUGAGCCUGGCAUGUGCGUCUUCUCCGACGCGCUGGCUCCCCCGCCCAAGGGCGCUGGGCCCGCGGAGUCGCUGAUAUCCUUCUGCCUGAGGAGCUCGCAGAGGCGACCACCCGUAGUACCGGGCACCGCGGCCAAGGCCGCCGCCAGGGCCGCGGCCACGUCGGGGGCGCCCCCUGCGCCCUCGGCGCCACCGAAGGCGCCCCCCGUGGCGGAGGCGGCCGCCGCGCCCCCCCCGCCGCCGGCGGCGCCGAAGGCAGCCAGUUGUGCCGAGGGCGCGUCGGAGUGGCCCGAGGGCUCGAAGGAGCGUGCGCUGCAGGACUGGUUGAGGGAGCUUGAUGGCGGCAAGGGGGCGCUGCUGCGGUACUUCGAGCCCAUGCAGCAAGAGUUCGACGCCGACUUCGAGCAGAUCGCCGCGGUGAAGCUGCCUGCGAAGGCUGGGCAGGGCGCGCUCGCGAGCAUCGACCCAUGCUUCUGGGAGGUC